AUGUUCAAAUUAUUCUAUGCGACUUCAUCCAAAAUUGGCCUCCAUUCAACUGCACAGUUCACAUUUUAUCCCGAUUUCGAAGCUGCUGCUACUGCCAUUGUUACGAUACCGAUUGUCAGGGUACAUCACAAAUCACGGAAUGGAAUAUCGAACACGACGAUGCAAAAUAAAUGGAUGAGCGCAACCGGUAAACGCAAUGUAACAAUAACUAAAGCAUUGCAAUUCAUGGAAUUCUUCCCAGGGUUUCAUUUUUGA
Clunio marinus is the source of this 255-nucleotide messenger RNA. Lineage: Eukaryota; Metazoa; Arthropoda; Insecta; Diptera; Chironomidae. The record is from the annotation of a GenBank genome assembly.